AUGGCUACUGUCUUCAGUAGUGCAGUCCAGGCCUCCUUGAAUAUAGGCUCCAUGUUUGAAGAGUAUGAUAAUGACUCUGAGGUCAUCCGUCAGCGCUUCAGGCAGUUCCAGUACACAGAAGCAGCAGGGCCUCGUGAAGUUUUCAACAAACUCUGGGAGCUUUGCCAUGAAUGGCUGAAGCCAAAGACUCGUUCUAAGGAACAAAUGGUGGAGCUUCUAGUGUUGGAGCAAUUUCUGACAAUCCUGCCCCGUGAGCUAGAAAUGUGGGUGACAGAGCAGUGUCCAGAGACUACGGAAAGUGUUGUAUCACUGUUAGAAGAAUUACAGACCAAACUGGAGACAGCAGAGCUACAGAUCGAUAGGCAGGAGAUGCUCUUGGAAGACCCAGCAGCAGUUGGAAUGGCCGAUGUGCUACCAGACAUCUACCUGGAGACACUUCCACCCCAAGCAAUGGGACCUUUCUCUGAAGCCCCAGUGGCAGAGGUGCAGCUCCCACAGGCAGGGCUGCAGGAGCUGAGUGAUGAUGCUACUGGAGAAGGCCAGGCCUUUCUGGACCCUGCAUACCAACCACCAAAGCCUGACCCCAUAGACCCCUGGGUGAAGCAACUACAGGACUGUAUGGAAGUGGAACAAUUACAAUGGCUUGACUUCAAUACAGACGGAAAUGCACUUCUUGGUCCCUGUUUCCUAGAAGACUCGGAACACCCAAGGAAUCAACGGGAAAGUCCCACAGAGCAUGUACCCAGAGAGUACACAUUGCUUGUGUGUGAUCAGAACCCCUUUCCAGAAGAAAGAGCUGAGAUAUACAACCAGGAAGAACCUCUCAGCCCCAGAGCUCUUGAGGAAAACCAUGCCAAAAAGAGCCCAUACCAGUGUAUUCACUGUGGGAAAGAAUUUGUUUCUAGUAAGGUACUUAAUGGGCACCUGAAAAUUCAUGUGGGAGAUCUCCCUCAUGAGUGCCUUGAAUGUGGGAAAAGAUUCCUUCGUAAAUCCAACCUACAAAGGCAUCUUCGCGUUCACAGAAAGGAGGCACCAUAUAAAUGCAAUGGUAUGGAGAGCCUGAGAGAUGCCAGCCGCACGUGCUACUUGCAGCCUGCAAGGUGGUGGGAGCGUGGGGUAACCGGGGAAGCAGCCUUCCCAGUUCGCGGUGGCAUCAUUUCCAGGCGGCAGCAGUUAGCCUGA
Artibeus jamaicensis (Jamaican fruit-eating bat) is the source of this 1182-nucleotide messenger RNA. RefSeq names its product zinc finger protein 449-like. Bases 1 to 1182 code for a protein of 393 amino acids. Lineage: Eukaryota; Metazoa; Chordata; Mammalia; Chiroptera; Phyllostomidae. The record is from RefSeq and is a predicted model, not a curated record. The transcript is spliced from 5 exons.